CUGAAAUUUUUGCACAGCUAUUGAACAUAUAUGCACCAAGUAUAUAUAUAUGAAAUGCUAAAAAGUUUUGGCCUAUAUAUUUAACAAUGUUAGCCAUCCUAAAACCACUUAAAAUGUUAAGUUUUGGUUAUCGGCGUGGAGAUAAUAUUAUUAUUUUUAGUGCAUUAUUCAAUAACUUUUUUUUUUUUUUUGUUUUUGAAGUAAAAUGCAAAACUUCGAUUUACCAAUUCUUAAUCACUCCCCUUAUGAAACAAAUCCUUCUUGCUUGGUGUAUGGAUUCUGUUUAAAUUCUGUAGUAAAUUAUUUAAUUUUCAAUGUAUGAAAAUAUCGGAUCGGAGCUGGUUCCUGAAGGGUACAAGGAAAAAGAGAGGCAGCAUCCAAGAGCAGUUCACGUGGUUUCCAAGAAGCAUGUGUUGGCAUUCAGUGUUAAUCUUGGUGGUGGUGAUCAGAACGAAAAGCAGAAGCCUACAAUGACUAAAACUGUGACUGCCGAUCAGAAAUUGUCACCAUCGGAUGAAAAAACCCAUGCGAUUGCUUCAAAUUUUCAAGGCCUCACCGUUUCAGCCCCGACAGCUUCACAAACCAUUUCAGGCGAGGAAGCUCCACAACCUCAUGCCGGUGGCCAGCUCCACAAACUUACUCAACCUCGACGACUCCACAAGCUUAUUCUGCCCUGGCUGCUCCACAUGCAUAACGGAGAUGCUAGUUUUGGAGAGCAAAUUUGGGAUAAGGGUGUUUCGGUGGAGUAUUUGAUUCAUAAGAUUGAGCUAGGGAAAUAUGAGAGAGCACUUUCUCAAGUGAUAUUGGCCGGAGACGAUGAGUCCCAGAAGAACUCCUGGUGAUAUGGGUGUGGUGGAGAAGGUGAAAGAGGCUGUCACUUCUUUUCUCCGGAAUGAGUCAUCCAAAUACAGUACAACUGCAAAUUUAGCUACAAACACGCAAAUUUCCGCCGAUGCAUGUUCGGUGGCUAAAAGCUAAUCGUCACUCCUUCCGAUCUCCACCAAUGCUCAUGAGGUUGAUGAUGAAGAGAAUAAUGGAAGAAAAGUCCAUGCCAAUUGAGCGAGGAAUGCAACUGUUAAUAAAGAAUCAAAUUUCUGAACCAUGUACGAGUUUUAGGCAUCAAUAAU
Molecule: messenger RNA, 1127 nt
Organism: Alnus glutinosa
Lineage: Eukaryota; Viridiplantae; Streptophyta; Magnoliopsida; Fagales; Betulaceae
Exons: 2
Coding region: 315-842 (175 amino acids)
Source: RefSeq, a predicted model, not a curated record